AAAACACUCUCCUCCUUCCUCCACCGCCGCCAACGUCGCCUGGCGGCCGUCUGCAGCUCCGCGCCUCUGCUCGGAAGUUGGUGAAGGUUUCUUGAAGCUGAGAAGAUGGUGCUGAAGACAGAACUCUGCCGCUUCAGCGGCCAGAAGAUUUAUCCUGGGAAAGGCAUCCGAUUUAUCCGUGCUGAUUCUCAGGUUUUCCUUUUUGCCAACUCAAAAUGCAAGCGCUACUUCCACAACCGCCUGAAGCCUGCAAAGCUUACCUGGACAGCAAUGUACAGGAAGCAGCACAAGAAGGAUAUCCAUGCUGAGGCUGUCAAGAAGAGGCGCCGCGCCACCAAGAAGCCAUACUCGAGGUCCAUUGUGGGUGCUUCCCUAGAGGUGAUCCAGAAGAAGAGGGCUGAGAAGCCCGAGGUCCGCGAUGCUGCUAGAGAAGCUGCUCUUCGUGAGAUCAAGGAGCGCAUCAAGAAGACCAAGGAUGAGAAGAAGGCGAAAAAGGCUGAGGUGACCAAGUCCCAGAAGGCACAGACGAAGGGAGCGGUCCAGAAGGGUUCCAAGGGCCCCAAGUUGGGUGGUGGCGGUGGCAAGCGCUGAAAGAACCUAAGUGUCGUUCCUUGACCUUGCAAUUGCUCCUCCAUAGCCCACCUUGUUGCACCAACGCCACUUUUGUAGUACCUCGGUUAAUUUUGCAUUUUCUUUCAGAGUUGUUUGUGGGUUUUGAGUUCCAUCUCAAGAGAGUUGAGUUUAUUUAUCUUUAUAUUGGGUGAAAUGUUCAUAUGCUUUCCUCAGCUUGGAUGAUGGUUUGCUUUGUUUCUC
This is a messenger RNA of Zea mays, 813 nucleotides long. Its product is annotated as 60S ribosomal protein L24-2. Gene Ontology annotation, molecular function: mRNA binding; structural constituent of ribosome. Gene Ontology annotation, biological process: cytoplasmic translation. Bases 106 to 591 code for a protein of 161 amino acids. Gene Ontology annotation, cellular component: cytosolic large ribosomal subunit. The transcript has 6 exons. The record is from RefSeq and is marked validated. Lineage: Eukaryota; Viridiplantae; Streptophyta; Magnoliopsida; Poales; Poaceae.